UAAAAAUGUCUGACAGUUGGAGAACAUCGUCGUUGCAUGCGAGUGCAUUGUUUGUGCAUAAACCAAACACCGUCGGGACACUUAAAAUUAUCGCAACAUGAGUUCGCAAGACGAAACAAAGGAGAGAGAAGAAAAGCUAGAGGAUGAACACAUCAAAAAAUAUGGGCUGAAAAUAAAACUCCUGGUGUUGCAUUGUCGUGGAGAAAUUUCAGAAUUGGGCCAUAAAAUAGCAGAAAAUUUCAAAUCGAAUUUAGACUAUGUGUACGAAGGUGUUCAGAAAAUCUUUGACUGCAUUCGAUACUCGAAAUUUCUUCAACAUUCCACCCUGAUGAUUGUCAUCAAUGGCUAUUGUCUGUGCUACAUUCACGUAUUGGAACUCAUACUAUUUUUAAUACGGAACAAUGAAUACUUGCGCUACAAAUCCAAGCUGAUUAUAUUGAAUAAUGUCGUCCGUUGUCCGUGUCGAUCUCGUUUCCGAUACAUUCGUCCAUUGGAGGAGACCGAGCUGAAUUGUGGCAAAUACGAUAACACCAUCAUAUUCUUUAACGAUGUUCAAGUUGAACUGGAUGUUGCCCAAUGUUAUCUGGUGUGCCUGCUUAUUGCUCAGUCCAAGCCAAGGGAAACAAUUGCCCAGAUCUUAACACCUGGAGAACGUUCCGGUAAACAUGAGUGCAUUAAGAAGUCAACAAAUGUGGAUCUAUAUUUUUAUAACAUCAAUCCGGCAUUAGCCAUUAUCGUGAAUAACUAUUAUUUCACAAGUCCUCAACAGGUCCGGGAGGGUAGUGAAUAUGAUGUUCUGAAUUUAAUGCGUGAACUGAAAACUGCACGCAUUCCCUUUAUCCUUAUCGAAGAUUGCGAUCGUGCCCAGUUGCUACAAAUCUUGGAAUAUAUCGAACGAAAAGAUUUCCAGCCGUUAAAAAGCUUCCUCUUCUUCAUUAUGUCACAUGGAGAUUCGAAUGACAUCAUUUAUACACACGAUGGUCAGCUGAAUAUUAGGACCGAUGUGGUAGAAAAAAUUCAAGCCAAUCCUUCACUGGAUGAUGUGGAGACAUUGAUUGUGUUGAACGCCUGUCGCGGCCCCAUUGACCUGGAAUAUGCCACUUGCGGGGAUUUAGAGCAAAUAAAACCCUCCGAUGCUAGUCACCUGAAAAGGAACACCAUACUAUUGUACAGUGUGCCCGAUCGUGUACAAUCACCUCGUUGUCCUCGCGAAGGAUGUCCUUUAAUUUGGAGCUUUUGCCAAAAUUUUCAUCGCAGUGAUCAUACCCAUGAUAUUCGUAUUAUUGGUGAUCAAAUUAAUUCGGAUCUUCAAAAGAUGUAUUACUUCGAUGGUGUUGACACAUGUUCCGAACUACUGACAAAUAGUAAAGGCAGGCCCCAUAACAUUUUAAAAUUGCCCUCAAAUGCUGUAACAAUGUUGGAGUUAAUCGAUUCAAUUCUAAAAGAUUUCCCCAUUUCUCGUAAGAAUAGCGACGCUGAUGAUUGUCAUAAACUGCAAACAAUGUUCCAUAUUUGUGGUACACUUAAUGAACGGAAAUUUCCCAAAUUAUCUAUAGUUGAGAAAUAUUUUAAUACAAAUUUGGAUGUGGACAAAUAUUGAGUUUAGUCUCAACAUUUGCUAUUUUUUUAGUAAAUAAAACAACAAUUUUUUUUU
Molecule: messenger RNA, 1654 nt
Organism: Musca domestica (house fly)
Lineage: Eukaryota; Metazoa; Arthropoda; Insecta; Diptera; Muscidae
Exons: 1
Coding region: 98-1600 (500 amino acids)
Biological process (GO): proteolysis
Molecular function (GO): cysteine-type endopeptidase activity
Source: RefSeq, a predicted model, not a curated record